Marmota flaviventris (yellow-bellied marmot) is the source of this 435-nucleotide messenger RNA. Its product is annotated as cystatin-C-like. The record is from RefSeq and is a predicted model, not a curated record. NCBI's taxonomy places the organism in Eukaryota, Metazoa, Chordata, Mammalia, Rodentia, Sciuridae. Gene Ontology annotation, molecular function: cysteine-type endopeptidase inhibitor activity. Gene Ontology annotation, cellular component: cytoplasm; vesicle.
AUGGUGACAACUCUGCACCUCCCACUGCUCCUGCUGUCAGCCUUGGUGGCUUUCUGUGCAGCCAGUGAGAGUUCCAAGCUGAGUAGUAGCUCUCAAGAAACACUGGGUGACCUGGAGGAUGCUGACAUCCAUGAGGAGGGCGUUCAACAGGCAAUAGACUACUCCGUGGGCGUUUACAACCAGGAGAACAACAACCUGUAUUACAGCCGUGUGCGGAGGGUGGUGCGUGCCCGUCAGCAGGUUGUCGCUGGGAUGAACUACUACUUGGAUUUGGAGAUGGGUCGAACCACCUGCACUAAGACUCAGUCUGACCUAUCUGAAUGUGCCUUUGAUGAUUCACAAGAUGAGCAGAGGACCUUCUGCUCCUUCCAGGUCUACAGUGUGCCCUGGCUGGGCCAAAUCUCCGUGACAGAAUACAGUUGUCACAAUGAGUAA